Messenger RNA from Hemicordylus capensis (graceful crag lizard), 5657 nucleotides. It is a transcript of the gene TP63, whose product is annotated as tumor protein p63. NCBI's taxonomy places the organism in Eukaryota, Metazoa, Chordata, Lepidosauria, Squamata, Cordylidae. Gene Ontology annotation, cellular component: nucleus. Gene Ontology annotation, molecular function: DNA-binding transcription factor activity, RNA polymerase II-specific; RNA polymerase II cis-regulatory region sequence-specific DNA binding; protein binding. The coding region runs from base 183 to 2108 and encodes 641 amino acids. The record is from RefSeq and is a predicted model, not a curated record. The transcript is spliced from 14 exons. Gene Ontology annotation, biological process: regulation of transcription by RNA polymerase II; apoptotic process; protein tetramerization.
GGGAAAGGAAGCCUCCCCAGAAUUCCACAGCAUGUGCACUGCAGAGCUUUUAAAGAGCCACCAAGCGGCUAGUCCUCGGGAGGUUGCUUGGAGUUAAAGAAGGGGGCUGUUUGCUUCCAGCUGAAGGGUUUGUGGACACCUCAGGCCACUUCUCGUGGACGGAGAGUUAUUACCACUCCACCAUGUCUCAAGGCUCGCAGACGAGAGAUUUCCUCAACCCAGAAGUCUUCCAGCACCUCUGGGAUAUCCUGGAGCAACCCAUCUGUUCAGUUCAGCCAAUUGACCUGAACUUCUUGGAGGAGCCGACCGACAAUGGCCCCGCGAACAAAAUCGAGAUCAGCAUGGACUGUAUCCGGAUGCAGGAUGCGGACACAGGUGACCCCAUGUGGCCGCAGUACACGAACCUGGGGCUUCUCAAUAGCAUGGACCAACAGAUUCAGAAUGGCUCCUCCUCCACCAGCCCGUACAACACGGAGCACGCUCAGAACAGUGUCACGGCGCCCUCGCCCUACGCUCAGCCCAGCUCCACCUUUGAUGCCCUCUCGCCUUCCCCGGCAAUCCCUUCCAACACAGACUACCCAGGACCCCACAGCUUUGAUGUCUCAUUUCAACAAUCCAGCACGGCCAAGUCAGCCACGUGGACGUACUCCACCGAGCUGAAGAAGCUGUACUGUCAGAUCGCCAAGACGUGUCCCAUUCAGAUCAAAGUGAUGACUCCCCCACCUCAAGGGGCCGUCAUCCGUGCCAUGCCAGUGUAUAAGAAAGCCGAGCACGUCACAGAGGUGGUGAAACGUUGCCCCAACCACGAGCUCAGCCGGGAAUUCAACGAGGGCCAAAUCGCUCCUCCUAGUCACUUGAUCAGAGUUGAAGGAAACAGCCACGCCCAAUACGUGGAAGACCCCAUCACUGGGAGGCAAAGUGUCCUUGUGCCUUAUGAACCACCCCAGGUUGGGACAGAAUUCACCACAGUCUUGUACAACUUCAUGUGUAACAGCAGCUGUGUCGGAGGCAUGAACAGGCGUCCGAUUCUGAUCAUUGUGACACUUGAAACGAGAGAUGGGCAAGUCCUGGGACGUCGGUGCUUUGAGGCUCGGAUCUGCGCUUGCCCCGGCAGGGACCGCAAAGCGGAUGAGGACAGUAUCCGGAAGCAGCAAGUCUCCGACAGCACAAAGAAUGGUGAUGGUACGAAGCGCCCUUUCCGGCAGAGCGCGCAUGGCAUUCAGAUGACGUCGGUCAAAAAACGGCGCACUCCAGAUGAUGAGCUGCUCUACUUACCAGUGCGAGGCCGCGAGACCUACGAGAUGCUGCUGAAGAUCAAGGAGUCUCUGGAACUCAUGCAGUAUCUUCCCCAGCACACGAUUGAGACAUACCGGCAACAGCAGCAGCAGCAGCAUCAGCACCUGCUGCAGAAACAUAACUCCAUCCAGGCGCAGUCUUCGUAUGGCUCCAGCUCUCCACCCCUUGGCAAGAUGAACAGCAUGAACAAGCUGCCGUCCGUCAGCCAGCUCAUCAACCCCCAGCAGCGCAAUGCCUUGACGCCCACUACCAUCCCUGACGGCAUGGGAGCCAACAUUCCUAUGAUGGGGGCCCACAUGGCGAUGGCUGGUGACAUGAACGGACUCAGCCCCACACAGACUCUGCCCCCUCCCCUCUCCAUGCCGUCGACGUCCCAUUGCACCCCGCCGCCCCCCUACCCCACAGACUGCAGUAUUGUCAGUUUCUUAGCCAGGCUGGGCUGUUCCUCCUGCGUGGAUUAUUUCACGGCGCAAGGGCUGACCACCAUCUAUCAGAUUGAACACUACUCCAUGGAUGAUCUGGUGAGCCUCAAAAUCCCUGAGCAGUUCCGCCAUGCCAUUUGGAAGGGCCUCAUGGACCACCGGCAGCUGCACGACUUCUCCUCCCCGCCCCACCUCCUGCGCACACCCAGUGGGGCCUCCGCAGUCAGUGUGGGCUCCAGCGAGACCCGUGGCGAGCGCGUCAUCGAUGCUGUGCGGUUCACGCUCCGCCAGACGAUCUCCUUCCCUCCUCGCGACGAGUGGAGCGAUUUCAACUUUGACUUGGAUGCUCGACGCAAUAAGCAGCAGCGCAUCAAGGAGGAAGGGGAGUGAGACGGCCCGGGGUCUCCUCUGCCCCUCAUCCACACCGAUGGACCUCUUGGCUGCUUUUGCCUGUUAUGCUACCCUUAGAUGGUGUGAGGGGCAAGGAAGGGAGGGUAGUUCUUGCCCUUCGGCGCUUGCUGUGCCUGCCGUUCUGGCCUGCCUGCCUUCGGGGCUUGUGGCAUCCAUGCUUUGUUUCAGAGAUGGCCAUUCCGCAUUUUCUCAUAAGCCAUCGCUUCUGUGUGUGGCAAGGGGGAGGGUGGCCUUGAUGGCUUUUGUCCAGUAAGGAUUGGUGUCUUGUACUGGUGGAUCUGGGAAGCCAAGGAUCUCCUUUUAGAAUGGUAGCUUCUCACACUGGUGUGGCACUUAGUUCUCCAGCUUCUGCUGAGCCAGGCAUGCCUCCUGUGGCUGUUUCAGCCUUUUAGAGUCCUCGUCCGAGGAUGUGAAGUGCCAAAGGCAGCCUGCGAUCUGGCCUGGCCUGGCCUCGUGGAUUUGACGGUUGCAGAGUUGAAUGGUGAGGGCUAUGCUGUGCCUUACAGUUCGUUUGGCCGUUGCAUGCUCUGUUUAGCACCUCUGCUCACCUGGUUGCAGCCCCACGGAUGGUGGCACCUGGGGCCUCCAGGGGCUGAAGUGGGACAUCUCCACUUGCCCAUGAGCUGUGGUCAGACUUGAGACAACCAGCCCUUUCACAAGCCACGUCUUUCCAGCCCUUUCACAAGCCACGUCUUUGAAUGAGCCACCUGCGUGGCAUGACGCUGCCGGUCCAGUCAGACAUUUUCUUGUGGCUGCAAAAUGCCACAUCAUGUCACUUAGUUCCCUGCAGGCCCUGUUUCUCCCCUGGGUAAGCUGGUUCUCUGCCCCUUGGCAGCCUGGCAGACACACGAACAGUGGGGCAUGGGGCGGGGGGCAGAGUUCUAAGGAAGUUCCGCCUGCCUUGAGUCCUGUUCAAAUCAGUGAGACGUGGACACUUGCCUGGGUGUGCAAGGGUGUGCAAGGUCUCGGUCUGAGCCAAAAUCCUGUCAUUUUGCCGCCAACACUCCACUUCACAGAUGGCAAAACUGGGGGGGGGGGGCAGUUUUGAGGGGUGGGGGAUCAAACAUUGCCAGUGGAGAGAGCGGUGCAAAACUCUCAGUGUGGGAAAUAACCACUCUUCCGCCCCAUGUUUUGGGCUUGGUAUUUGAUUUCACCACGACUUGAGCAGUCUUCCCUCUAACAGGGAUCCCCAGAGGUUGUUGGCUACAGCUCCCAUAAUUCCCAGCCAAAGACCUCUGCAGCUGGGGGUGCUGGGAGUUGUAGUGAACAACAUCUGAGAAUCCCUAUUAGAGGGAACCCUGGAGCCUGCCUGAUACUCUCCGAUUUGCCACCCAGACAUCCACGUCUGGCAUAGGAUUGCUUCAGGAAUUGUGCCUGGAAGAUUUAACGGGAUUAAAUGAAAUUGGAUAUAACCUUUCCCCACAACUUGAUGUGUGUGUGGGAUGUAAUUACCAGGGUGCUCAGUGUGGCACUCGCAACAUGGGUGGGGGCUGGAAUCCAGCCUCCCUGUCAAGGGGGCCGACCUGAGCUGCAGCUGGUGAUCCUCAGGCCGGCUGCCCCUGCUCCACAUGACGGAGGAGUCCCCCUCUGUCCUGGCCCUCCAUUUCCUCCUUCCAGCAGCUAGGGAGGGGGAACCUGCAGGAGGCAGAAUGGCUGCAGUCCAGGAGGCAAGUGAGUGGCCCCACAGAGGCCCUGCUCAAGCAUCCUCCCCGGGGAGAGAAAGGGCUGGCCGGCCCUGGGACUCUCUGGGAAUUGUAGCCCUCUUUCGUGGGCACCAGUUUGCAUGUUUAGUUUAAGUGCCUGGGUCAUCACUAAGAGGGGUGUUUCUCUCACAAAGAUGGGAGUGGGGAGAGGGGCUGGGCCAGUUCGGUGUUGUCCCCAGUUUCGCCUUAGGAAGCCAAUCCAGUGAAACAGGCAGGGAGCCUUAAGUAGUACCUUGCUAGGACUUCCCUGCAAGCAGGUGGCUGUGCUGCCUCUUCCUCUCGAGGUGCCCAAAGGCCGGGGUCUUUGCAGACAGGGUUUAUCUUGAAGAAAUCCCACAAUAUUGGUUCUGCAUGGAUUUUCACUUAUGACUGCCAUGGGGGACUCUUUAAGCAAAAUCCUGGAUUCUGUUGGUCCUCGCCUGGGGUUUUCUGCCUGCGAGAGUUUUGUGGGAAAUCCUUCCCUGGAUAUGCUCUCAAGAUGAGUGAUUCCGAGGGUAAAUUUCAGCAAGCCGCUUCUUUAGGGUUUUCUGCUUUUCCUCAUGGUCACGGCCCCCUCCGGGAGACCUAGUUUCCAUUUGACCUCCAUUUGUGCCUUGACUUAGGGCUUUGCAUGGAACUGGCGGGGGGGGGGGGCAGCUUGAAGGUGGGGCGGAUACCUUUCAGGGAGGGGAAGGGUGCUCUUACCCCUCCCGCUACAUUUCCCCCACUGGGGCUGCACUUUACAAGGGUCCAGCAGGGCGGUAGAGCUCCUCCUGGCCGCCCGGUGCCUCCUCGGACUGGAAGUGACCUGAAGUAUCGGACGCAUGGGUACUUCUGGUCAACGGGGCAGCAGGGAGGUACGCUGCCGCCCCACCGGACCCUUUUAAAGUGCAGUGCCGGCAGGGGAAACGUGGCGGGAGGGGUAAGAGCACCCUCCUGCACCCUUAAAGGUAUCUCUCCCCCCCCCCCCGCCUUCGAACCAGCCAAACCGCCAGUCAUUCAAGCCUGUUCGGAGGCCUGUAAAGGGGUCUCCAAACAGGUCCGUGCACAUCCCUAGCAUUGACUGCAAGAGGCACGGGACCUUAUGGGGAAAACAGCUUAGCUCAAAAAGUUUUUCCACUCCUUGUGCACCCAAAGCGGUUUGCAAACUCUCUACUGCUUCUGCUGUGAACUCAGCCAUGCAAGAGCCUGCUAACUGUCUGCAGCAACAAUACACUUCCUUGGCACAUGCUUCUUAUAGCAAUUGCUGCAAAUCUCUAGUGCCCCCCCUCCCCAUCCUGGUCGCCGCCUGCUGUUUACUGCCAAAUACACACAGUUCUGUGUGUCUCCACAGCGUGAUGCAAAGCAUUCUUCCCUGUACAUUUUGUAAAUAUGGAAUUGUUUUGUAUGUAUAAUUUUUAUCAUUUCCCUCAUGGCUGAUUUAAUUGAUAUUCUUUUUGUUGUUGUUGUUGUUUUUCCUUGGGAUUUGGGGCCUUUCAGAACCACAUUUUUUGUUUUUUAAUUUUUUGUUCUGUUUUUUAAAAAAUCAUUUUAAUGGGAAAGGCUUUCUGCAUUAACAACUUUCAAAAUGGUAGUGAUGUUCAUGUUACUGUGGUGUCUGUGUUCAGGAUACACGACGGACGGGGAGGUCGGGAGAGCGUGAUCGCUGAAUCCUCCCUCUCUGGGGUGGGGGCGGGUGGGGGUGGGGCUGACUUCAAGGGGCAAGAGUCCUAAAUUUCAAAGCUUAUUUCAUUUGCUCAGCUUAAGUGGCGGACACCCACAAGUUAUUCACAACUUGUAACAAGUAUUAAGUUGAUGAUAAAUACUCUGUGGAUGCCAGUGUAAAUAAAAGCCACAUUACAAAAGC